UUGACAGCUGAAAUCAAAAUAAACAUCGGCCGACGCCCAAACAAAACAUUAUUUUUGAGAAAUAGGCGUGCCGCACACGCCCGGCUGCAGUGUUCUCUGACUCUAAAUAACUUGCACCUUAUUAAAUAUAUCUGCCGGUCUUUUAAAUAAAUAAGGAACUAACGUUGAAAAUAAUAGUUUGUAAUUCAGUGUUUUCUUCAAAUUAAUCAUAUUUUAUAUAAUAUUUAUCGAAUUACAUAACAAUAAUUACUUUGGACUUUGAUUAUAUCGUGUAACUGGGGCUGCGGAACCGGCGAUGGUGUCUACAAGGGGGGUUCGGUAUAAAUUUAGCGAAGGCGAGCGCGUUUUGUGUUAUGAACCAGAUCCAACUAAAGCUAAAGUGCUGUACGACUCCAAGGUAUUGGAAGUGAUCGAGAGUAAGGAUAAGCGUGGUCGCCGCACCGUAGAGUAUUUGAUACACUUCCAAGGAUGGAACUCUUCGUGGGAUCGCUGCGUCAGUGAAGAUUUUGUUUUGAAAGAUACAGAAGAAAACAGACAGCUACAAAGAGAUCUCGCUGAGAAAUCCCAACUUCAACUGGGUGCAUAUCUGUAUCGACGAGAGCGCAAAAAGGGAGGAAGCUCAAACACCGGGGCGGGCCCCCCAAAGCGCGCCCGGCAUGGCUUCUCCGACGACGGGUCUUCUAGCAGCACACAGCCUGAUGUUUCUCCUCAAUCAGAUAACAUCGAGGAGGGCGUGGAGACUGCCGACACGGACUCGUCGUCUGCAUCCGGAUCCAGCUCGCAGCCGCGCUCGCCGCCGCCCAACGUGCAUGUAGGACGCGCGCAUAUCGCAUUGCCGUCCGCUUUACGCGACCGCCUAACAUUCGACUACCACCUGGUUGUGAAGCGCGGUCGCCUGUCCCGGCUGCCGGCGACGCCGUGCGCGGCUCAGAUACUGGAGUCCUUCGUGAAGUGGUUCGCGCGAGCCGGCGCCUGGCACCCCACGCGGGCGAGGCAUGACCCGCCGCAGAAGCCGGAUAUGCUUGAUGUUUCUUGCAGACUGAACCUCGUCCGCGAGGUGGCGGACGGUCUGCGCGUGUACUUCGACUUCAUCCUGCGCGGACACCUGCUGUACAAGCAGGAGCUGCACCAGUACCACGAGAUCUGCGGACAGUUUAUUGACGAACAAGAAGCGCACAAGAAACUGGAGUUGGAAGGCGAAGAGGAAUAUGAUGAUGACCAGAUGGCUACCGAGGAAGAUGUGCUUACUGCCGCCGAGGAAGACCUAAAGAGCCCCAAGAUACCCGAGUACUCGCAUCUGCCGCCAGAUCCCAUGGACGCUGAAAAGAGCGAAGGUGAAUCAAACAACCACGACGAUAUUCACGCGUCUAAGUGCGAGUUCAACGACAAGCUCGCGAUGAGCGAGUCGACGGCCGACGACAACCACGUCGCCAGCUCCAAGACUCGCGACGGACGACCCGCAACCCGCAGCGGGAAUGUUGCAAGGAGACUUCGCUCUCACAAGUCGGUGGUGUCUCAAUCUGAAAAUGAGGAACCCGCCCCCUCCACUUCAACUGGCGAGCCGAGGGCUUUCGAAACUAUGUCUUCAAGCGUGGGCAGCAGCGGUUCGUCUCUGAGCGAGUGCUGGGCGCGUCCGGCGGCCGCCGCGCCCGCGCCCUCCUCCACGCGCACGCCGCUCUCACUGCUGCUCGAUAAGGUGGCGAAAUGGCAAAUUAUUCCGCGCGAUGGGACAGAGCACUUGCCAUGCCGUGUCUAUGGUGCCAUCCAUCUUGCCAGACUCUUUGUGAAAUUGCCAGACUUCUUGAACGCGACUCAAAUGCCAGACUUCAAAUUGAAACUGAUACUCAAGCAUAUUGAUAUGUUUGUGCAGUACUUGGACGAGCACAGCGAAUGGUUCGGCGAAGUAUACUAUGUGGCAGACAGCAUGUCUCGCUCACACUAAACGAUACUCAACUAACAACACUUGCUCUCUAUCGAGACAAUUACAUUCCAAAUGAUUCAAACUUAACUGAUUCGAGUCGAAAUUUAUUCCAAAGAAAAACAUCAAUAUUCGCCACCGUCCAAAUUUUUUCUAACCAUCACAAAAAUGUCUGCGGAUAUUUAGAAUAGGCUAAAAUAUUAUCAAGGAAACAAACACGCUUUCUUCUAGAAUCUCUUUACAUUUUUCUUGAUAAUAUCUUAGCUAAUAAUAUCAGCUAGUAAUUGAGAUUACUAGAAAAAAAAAACAAUAUCGUAAACGAGUGACUUAUUGUAAAGCCUUCAUUAGGAAAACGUAACGUUGAAAUAAUUUCAAAGUUCUCAUGUUAAUGCGCCUUAACUUUGACACCACUUUCGUAUUUAUAUAUCAUGGUUGCUUUUGUUAUCUUAAGGUACAAUAGCCUACUAAAUUAGGUAAAUUGCAAUGGUUUAAUGUUUUAUGAGGUUCUUAGGACCACAGAAUCUACUAAAUCGGAUCGGAGCCGAGAAGUUUUUAAAACGAUAGAAUUUUCUUAUUCAAAUACCUCGUCUUCGCCACGUCCCUGAGCCUAGCAAUUAUAUUGGUUGUUUAAAAACUUCACCACUCCGCUUCGGUGGACGCUUGAGUUUAUACUUGGUGCGUAUAAGUAUAAGCAAUACGAUUGGUCUUGCUUUUGUACACUUUAUUCUACAAUGUUUGUCAAUAAGCAGCCAACUGAAAGCGCUUAUUUCUAUAGGCACGUCAUAGAAAGUGGUGUCAGCGUGGAGAAUAAGUAGGGUACUAUUUUCUUGUAGGAAACGUUUGUCAGUAUUACGUAGUGGUUGUAAUCGGGACCUUGUUGGUUAUUAGCACUGGCCUAUCAAUGCACAAUAGGGAACCUGGUAUGAUUAUUAUUAUGAGUAUAUAGCAGUUACGCUAGCCUAAAUUCGUCUUUUUAAUAUAUAAUACUGUAUCUAUUUAGCGAGAGACUGGUCUGUCUACAUUUGUGUAGCUAUAUAUUAUUUAUCCAUAUCUUUCGCAAUGUGUGAUAUCAAUGAACAACUGCGUGAAAUAUUUAGUGUCAAGUUAUCAUAGUUUCUGUAUUGUAGUGUUUCAGCUUUUUACAAAUAGUUCAGUUGAUUACAAUUUUAUUCACCUUUUACAGAAUGCUUAUUGCUUGAAGUAUAAACAUAAAAAAUCUAUCGCAAUUUGCACAUCAUUUUAAACUAUUCUAUCAAUAUAAUACUGUAGUGAUUUACGACACUAUAUCAUAGCCGUCUCUGGUACUGAUCAAUAAAUUCACAUUAUAAUGUAGAUUAUUCAUUAUAUGAUUAUUAUUAUAAUAAGUACAGUGUAGUGAAAAUUUAAAAAAUGCCGACGCUGAUUCAUAUAAUUACAUUACACAGGAUCUGUUUUUUUCUUUCGUUUUAGAUAACGAUGAGAUGGAAUAAUAUGCACCAAGUUAACGUAAGCCUGUAUUGUUCACGUCAAAUAACUUUGUCCCUCAAUAAUAUGCUACAAAACUUUCGAGCUUUUGAAACACUUACUGUUCUUGGUCUUCAAAGGGCAACAAAAGGUCUAAGUAAGCAGCACUGAUAUUACCGGAAGGCUCGAUGGGUGGGUAUAUACGUGCAAGUGACCGCACAACUAAAAAAUUAGGAACAGAACAUUAAUAAGCACAUGUGCGAGACAUCAAACGAUUGAUUUCAGCGGGACAAAAUUAUUUGACGUGAAUUGAAAUUUUACACCAAAUGUAGAUGUUUGGCUGACCUUUAUAAUCAAUCCUAUCUAUAGUGAGAAAACUGCAAUAGUAAUAGCAUUUUAUUUUAGUGGACAACUUACAAAAUAAAUAAAAUAUGAUUUCAAAA
Molecule: messenger RNA, 3804 nt
Organism: Helicoverpa armigera (cotton bollworm)
Lineage: Eukaryota; Metazoa; Arthropoda; Insecta; Lepidoptera; Noctuidae
Gene: msl-3
Product: protein male-specific lethal-3
Exons: 13
Coding region: 296-1942 (548 amino acids)
Biological process (GO): regulation of DNA-templated transcription; chromatin organization
Cellular component (GO): MSL complex; NuA4 histone acetyltransferase complex; nucleus
Source: RefSeq, a predicted model, not a curated record